CUCUGAUGACUGUAUGACUGCAUAAACAGGUUUAUGCUGUUACCUGCUAUAAUGCAGAAGAUACUCGAGAACUUCGUCAGCAAGCUGUAUACUGCACGACACUCAGACUGAUUUUGCUGUCAGACACAAAAUCACACAUCAUCAAAGAUGAUCUUUUGGGAUUGAAAUAAUGGCGGCUAAGGUUGUUCAGCUGGUUCUACUUGCCGUUUAUUGUUUUCGGUUUUGAAAUGAUUCAUGGUGUUUUCUCCAGUAAACACCAGUCUUCUCCUUGCUGCUACAGUAGCUCUGCAGGCCCAGAACACACGACUUUGCUUCAGCUGUUUGCAUGUCUAACAGUUGCCAUUGAUGCACCCUGUUGUUCACCAAUUGUGUGCAUUCUUCUUAAGGCAAUUAAAUGAGAGGAUCUCGGCUCGCUGGGCAUCACUGAGGGGACGCAGCACCUCUGAGUGUGUGCGGAUCUAUCUGACCGUGGCCCGCAAGUGGCCCUUUUUUGGAGCUAAGCUAUUUGAAGCUGAGCCGCAGUCACCCUCUUCACUGCAAAGCACACGUGCGUGGGUAGCUGUCCAUGAGGAUGGGUUGAGUGUGUUGGACUUUACGUCCAUGAAACUUCUAGUGUCCUUCUCCCAUAAGAAUGUUGUAACAUUUGGAGCUUGUCAUCAGGACUUCAUGCUGGUGGUGAGUCAAAGCGCUGGAAGCAACACAGCCAGGGAAAAGCCUACUGAGAAGCAUUUGUUCGCCAUGAGCACUUUUAAGAUCCGAGAGUUGACACUCCUUAUGGCCAGCUACAUUAACAGCACCCAUCAACAGAAGUCAGCAGCACACCAUCUCUCUGCCCCAGCUCUGUUGCUGGCGCAAUGUCAGUCUGGAGAGCAACACACCUCUAAAUCCCCUCCUGCAGGCAGUGGCAGACCAAGCAAAGGCCCCAAACUUCUCUGAUGCACCUUAUACUGGUGCAUGCUCUAUAAUCUCGAAACUCGGAAUGGACUCGUAUUCAAAAUGGAUUGCACCUACUCUCUGGAACAGGAACUUGGACCUGAUUUGCAUUUUGCUGUGACCUUCCUUUGUUGAUAUGAAUCCAUUAAUGUAUAAAGAACAAUACAUGCCCUUUUUUUUGUUUCCCUCCUCAUGUAAAAAGGAUGUAAAAAGGUAUUUAUCAUGCUAUGUUUGUCCUAAAAUGAUUAGGUACACCAACCCUAUAGAGGCUAGAGAUGAAAUGUCCUAGCCAGCAUUGCACAAAUGAACAACAGGACUAAAUAUCCUAUCAUUUCAAAGAAAUCUGUGUAAACAGUGACACGCCGUGUUUGGUAUUCUAAUAAGUUCAUGGGUUCAUUAGUUCAGGAAGAGGAAGGACAAUCCAUAGAAGUAGACUAGCAUUUACUUUUUCAAAAUAUCUUCCAAACAAACAAGUUACAGACAGGAAAAUGAUUAUUAAAGCACUCUGUGGAGGUGGGUCAGGUUUUCUAAUUAAAAAAAAAGGAAAGAAAGAAAAUCUAACUGAAUGCUGAGGAUUAGCAUGUAGAUAAAAGAGUGGCUCACAUGGAUAAUAGAUGAAACAUGUUUGAUUGAAGAGGAAUGCAUAGAAAUUGAAUGCAGCAAGGUACAAUCGUACUUUCUGAGCAUCACAAAGUUGUUUUUUGUUUUGUUUUUUAGUGAGGUGAAUUAUUUAUCACCACCCAGAAAUUCAACUCUGAGCCACAAGAUGUGAUUUUAGGACAAAAAUAGGAAGUGGCAACAUUGUGCAUUGAGAUUAUAAGCCACAUUUGCGCACAUGUAGUUAUAUAAUGUUUAAAGUCUAAUUUUGAGUUUAUUUAUUGUAAAAUGGGAAUCCGUUGCAGAGAUCCCUUAUGUAUACACAUUUAAAUAAAUGUUAUAUGUUAUAAAGAAUUAACUUUUGUUUAUUUCUGUAUCAUAAAAAUGAGGUCUAGGGUUAGUGACCCGAGUACUAGAAGCAACCCUCCUUUUCUUCUCUGUCUGCACCUCUCUGCUGAGUUACAUGUCGAUCCUGAGACACCAGUAGUGCUGACCUCUUCUGCUCCUCGGACUCACCUGAUCCAUCCUGAUGCCCUACGUUUGGCUGGAGUCUCAUAUGGACAGUCAAAAGUCGCACUCGGAAGAUGGCUCUGGACACUUACAGUUGGCGGUGGCGGCUGUCCAUCGCUAGCGAUGAUGACUGCUUCAUUAGGAUGCACAGAAAUCUCCUUUCCUAAUGAAGCACCUUGCACAGUAAGGUAAGACAAAUGACGCCGUGCCCCCAUCGUGUUGUCUCUCUGGACCUCCAGACCUGAUGCCAAGUGGUGCACAAAAGUGCCACACACCUGACGGGUAUGGCAGUUGCCCUGCAGUGACAUCUGACUUGCCGAGUGAUGCAUGCACAGGACUUCAGGACUGCAGUUGUCAUGAACAGUUUUGCACUCAAGUUUCCAUCAAUGAACAGUUUAUAACUUCAACAAAAUAGACUUCAUGUUAAAACUAUAAUGAUUUUCCUGGUUUCAAAGUUAUACUUUGUGACUGUAUCAGACACUGUUCUAGAAGCAAAGUAUUUAUAAUCAUGCUAUCUGUUAUCACUCCAAAUGAGGAUGGGUUCCCUUUUGAGUCUGGUUCCUCUCAAGGUUUCUUCCUCGUGUCAUCUGAGGGAGUUUUUCCUUGCCACCGUCACCACAGGCUCGCUCAUUGGGGAUAAGGUAGGGAGAAAAUUAGCUCACGUUUAAAGCCUUUAAUUUUCGGCAAAGCUGCUUUGUGACAAUGUAUGUUGUUAAAAGCGCUAUACAAAUAAACUUGACUUGACUAGAAGCA
Neoarius graeffei (lesser salmon catfish) is the source of this 2793-nucleotide messenger RNA. It is a transcript of the gene plekhh2, whose product is annotated as pleckstrin homology domain containing, family H (with MyTH4 domain) member 2. Gene Ontology annotation, cellular component: cytoskeleton; cytoplasm. Gene Ontology annotation, molecular function: actin binding. Lineage: Eukaryota; Metazoa; Chordata; Actinopteri; Siluriformes; Ariidae. Gene Ontology annotation, biological process: negative regulation of actin filament depolymerization. Bases 346 to 936 code for a protein of 196 amino acids. The transcript is spliced from 5 exons. The record is from RefSeq and is a predicted model, not a curated record.